Molecule: messenger RNA, 699 nt
Organism: Saxophila tyrrhenica
Lineage: Eukaryota; Fungi; Ascomycota; Dothideomycetes; Mycosphaerellales; Extremaceae
Exons: 3
Coding region: 1-699 (232 amino acids)
Source: RefSeq, a predicted model, not a curated record
AUGGCAUUUUACACCUCUGCACCAGCCUUUGCCAUUGCGAAGCGGCUGUACCCUGUACCGUACCCACGCCAGGCAAGGACCAAGGAUCUCAAGGUCAUCUGUGUUGGCCUCCCUCGCAACGCAACAGAGUCUCUCGGCCAAGCGCUGCUCCCCUUGGGCUACAACGACGUCUCGCAUGGCUGCAAGUUCUGGUUGAAUGGUAUUGGUUCAAGCGUCCAGUACUAUGAGCUUGCUCUUCUACGCUCGCAGAAUCGACUGCCGGAUGAACAGACCAUGCGCACCAAGUACUUCGAUUGUGUGCUUGGAGAGUGCGAGGCGACGACUAACAUCCCAAGCGUCUGGGGAGUGGCUCUUACGAACUGGCUGCAUGGGAAGUUCUUGUUCGAUGGUGACUUUGAAGCAAACGCGGAGAGAGCUUACGCCGCCCAUCACAAACGUUUGAAGGAGGUUCUCGAAGACUGGGAUCGUCCCCAUCUGAAUCGGUCGGUGGAGGAAGGCUGGGCCCCGCUCUGCGCCUUUCUGAGCCAGAACAUCCCGCCUACGCCGUUUCCAAGUAGAAACGUGGCGGCAGAUUUUAUAGGCACUCUGAUGAAGGUCGAUGAAGAGCGUUUCAGGAAGGGCAAGAGUAAUGCGAUGCUGGUCGCCAUUGCUUUCCUGAGUCCGAUUGCAGGGCUGGCAUUUAGCUGGCUACACAGGUGA